AUGAGGAAAAACAGCUCCACGAAGUAUCAUGUGGGUGAAGGUGAGAAGAUGACACCCGCUGUUGUGUUCAUUGACGAGAUUGACUCCCUGCUUACACAGAGAACAGAUGGGGAAAAUGAGGCCUCGCGUAGAAUCAAGACAGAGUUUCUGGUGCAAUUGGAUGGUGCAUCUACUAGCUCUGAUGAUAGAAUUCUUGUUAUUGGUGCUACCAAUAGGCCGCAGGAAAUAGAUGAGGCAGCCAGACGACGGUUUGUAAAGCGGCUAUACAUCCCACUGCCAGAGACAGAGGCCAGAAGGUCCAUCAUCACUAACCUGCUUCGACAGCAGGAGUAUGCACUGUCAGACCGGGAUCUAGACCACAUAUGUACACAUACGGAUGGAUUCUCCGGUGCAGACAUGGCCACUCUGUGUCGGGAGGCUGCCCUGGGACCCAUACGUGACAUGUCCUUUGGGGACAUGAGAACAUAG
Molecule: messenger RNA, 468 nt
Organism: Dreissena polymorpha
Lineage: Eukaryota; Metazoa; Mollusca; Bivalvia; Myida; Dreissenidae
Product: fidgetin-like protein 1
Exons: 6
Coding region: 1-468 (155 amino acids)
Molecular function (GO): ATP binding; microtubule severing ATPase activity; ATP hydrolysis activity
Source: RefSeq, a predicted model, not a curated record